Messenger RNA from Iphiclides podalirius (scarce swallowtail), 513 nucleotides. The record is from the annotation of a GenBank genome assembly. NCBI's taxonomy places the organism in Eukaryota, Metazoa, Arthropoda, Insecta, Lepidoptera, Papilionidae.
AUGCAAUUAAAACAAAUUAUUAAGAGCCUCGGGCAAAAAGUAUGGAACUGGAUAGACUUGAAGUUCGUGAGCUUGUUAAUCGCUUACUUCUUAAUGUUCAGUCAAUUUUUAGGACUGUUGAUGAUACUCUUUCUUUUCGCCGUCGAUGAGAAGGCCGUAAGAAUGUUGGAUCACAACGACAGAAACUUCUCGGCUAACUUGGUGAUCCUCGUCGUAGCUGCCUCCUUUAUUCUCAUCGUUGCGUUCUUGAUGGUAACGUGCUCGGUGGUGCUGAUCAUCGGCUUGCAUAAGAAGAAUCGCCAGUACAUCAAGGCCUACUUAUUGUGUUCUACUUUUACGUUGGUGAUGUCCAUCUUCUUUAACAUCCUGUAUGAAUUCACGUUCGUUAAGGACCCAACUGCUACUCUCCCACGGGCGCUAAGUGUUUUGAUGAACGCCCUCUACAUAUUCGUCAUAAAGACCUACUGGGAGAGAAUCAAUCCAAACAAUGCGACUGCUCAAGUAGAGACCGCG